AUGCUGCUGAAAGUUUGCGUAACACUUCUUUGCGGCUUCCUUUUCGCCUCAGCCUCUGCUACUGAAUAUGAAUGCCCAUAUAAGGCAUGUUACUGUGAAGGCAACACUAUCAUGUGCACUGACAUGGGAUUAAAUUCCACGCCAAAAAUCAUCAAUAAUUAUACGCCGCAGAUUACAACCCUAUAUCUUGAUUUGAAUCAAAUUACGACCAUACCUUCUGGUAGUAUUCCUGCAAAUUUAACGGAAAUCAUUUUGGAUGACAACCCAAUAAUAACCAUAAGCAACGAUGCCUUUGUUGAAUCUGCUGACACUCUACAAACACUUUCCUUCUCGGGUGCUCUUUUUACGGACAUUCCAAGAGCACUAACACCGUUGAGAGUCCUGAAAUACUUUGGACUUUACAAUUCUAAAGUCAGGAACUGGGAUGAAGAAGUCAUGAAGAGUAUCGGGGCAAAUCUUGAAAGUCUCACUCUUCAGAACGCUGGAGUUAUUUCAUCUCUGUCCUGGAUUCGGUAUUUCCCAAAUUUGAUGGAGUUAAUUAUCGAAGGUUGUUCCAUUUCUUAUCUCCCAGACAAUGUUUUAGAUAAGCUAACUGAUAGGUUGGUAACUGUUUCAUUUGCGAGUAACAGUUUAAAUGAGAUCCCGAGGGAUUUUUCCAAACUCACAAAUAUACAAAAAUUAGAUUUAGGUAACAACAAAAUAUCCAAUAUUACUUGGCUGCCCAGGUCUAAACUAAAGGCGCUGGUUCUAAAUAAUAAUCGAAUUAAGGACGCUACACCUCUAAGCAACGUUCUCCGAUCUGCCGCAGACUCACUUGAAACUCUAACAUUGCAAGUAAACCAGUUGGAAUUCAUACCAGAAUUAGAGUUUUUGAACAAUUUAUUGAAACUUGAUUUAACGUACAAUAGAAUUUCAGAUCCCCAUUCUGGGUCAAUGCCAGCUAACAUGUUCGCACUAGAUUUGGGAAACAAUCAUUUACCUUACAUUCCCUGGGCAAUGUCUAACUUAACACGCUUACAAGACCUGACUAUGAUCUCAAACUUUGUUCGAGAUAUAGAGGCUUCCAAUUUCCCCCAAGGUGUCAUUUGGGUUCACCUUGGAUACAACAUUAUUACAGAACUCAAUGUUGCAGAUUUCCCACCAAACUCUACAAUACAAUACUUACAUUUAAACAAUAACCCAAUUGGGCACAUUUCUACGAACGCUUUCGAAAACUUACCUAAUGUCAAUUUAAUCAACUUGGCAGGGACACAUAUAACCCGCCUGCCUUUAGCUCUAGCCACAGUCAAUAGUCUGAUAGUUUUUGAUGCGACCGACUGCGCGGGUUUGGUGUGUACCUGUCAGGAGAAGCGCUUGGCUUCCUUGUUUAUUCCUCUGAUGCCUGGCGAUAUCCAUGGCGACUGUGGUGUUACAAGUAUCUACGAUUUCUUUGCUAACUUUAGCUCGGGUUGUCCGUAA
Candidula unifasciata is the source of this 1458-nucleotide messenger RNA. Lineage: Eukaryota; Metazoa; Mollusca; Gastropoda; Stylommatophora; Geomitridae. The record is from the annotation of a GenBank genome assembly.